Molecule: messenger RNA, 411 nt
Organism: Babesia bigemina
Lineage: Eukaryota; Apicomplexa; Aconoidasida; Piroplasmida; Babesiidae
Product: Histone H3, putative
Exons: 1
Coding region: 1-411 (136 amino acids)
Cellular component (GO): nucleosome
Molecular function (GO): structural constituent of chromatin; protein heterodimerization activity; DNA binding
Source: RefSeq, a predicted model, not a curated record
AUGGCGCGUACCAAGCAAACGGCCCGCAAAUCCACUGGUGGUAAAGCCCCGCGUAAGCAGUUGGCCACUAAGGCUGCCCGCAAGUCCGCCCCGGUCACUGGCGGUAUUAAGAAGCCUCACAGGUAUCGCCCUGGUACUGUCGCUCUGCGUGAAAUCAGGAGGUACCAGAAAUCCACGGAGCUUCUUAUCCGCAAGUUGCCCUUCCAGCGUCUUGUCAGGGAAAUUGCCCAGGACUUCAAGACUGACUUGCGUUUCCAGUCCUCUGCUGUUCUUGCUCUUCAGGAAGCUGCUGAGGCCUACCUCGUCGGUCUCUUCGAAGACACCAACCUGUGUGCCAUCCAUGCGAAGCGUGUGACCAUUAUGCCCAAGGACAUUCAGCUCGCCAGGAGAAUCAGGGGUGAGAGGGCCUAA